This is a messenger RNA of Hemiscyllium ocellatum (epaulette shark), 2658 nucleotides long. Its product is annotated as extracellular calcium-sensing receptor-like. The record is from RefSeq and is a predicted model, not a curated record. Gene Ontology annotation, cellular component: membrane. NCBI's taxonomy places the organism in Eukaryota, Metazoa, Chordata, Chondrichthyes, Orectolobiformes, Hemiscylliidae. Gene Ontology annotation, biological process: G protein-coupled receptor signaling pathway. Gene Ontology annotation, molecular function: G protein-coupled receptor activity.
AUGCACAGCACCACCUACAAUUCAUCAGGUGCUGAAAAACCUCAAGCUGAAAUACAGCAAGACCUGGUCAACACGAAGGCUUGGAUUCACAAAAGGGCAAGUAAAACUGAUGCCUUGAAACCAGAGCACCCAGAGAUAACUCGUGAUGGAGAUAUCAUAUUAGGUGGAAUUUUUGGGAUGCAUUCUUACCACGUUGAGCAUCGGCAAUUCACGUUGAGCAGUCGCCCUGAGCCAGCAAAAUGCAUCAGCUUUCGGUUCAGACCUUUCCGUUUUGCACUGGCGAUGAUUUUUGCAAUCGAGGAAAUAAAUAACGAUACAGCUCUACUUCCCGGUGUCACACUGGGAUACCGUCUGUACGAUUCUUGUAAGUUGACUCAGUUAUCGCUGAAAGCAGCUAUGGCGUUUCUGAACAAACCCGAGGCAAACACGCCCUCUGUUAAUUGUAAAAACUCCUCCGUUGUUUCUGCCAUUGUUGCUGAUUCUGGAUCUACGAGGUCUUUAGCAAUAGCACCUUCCAUGGGUAUCUUCAGAAUCCCUAUGAUUAGUUACUUUGCAACCUGUGCAUGCCUGAGCAAUAGAAAAGAAUAUCCAUCAUUUUUUCGAACAAUACCAAGUGAUUACUAUCAGGCGAGAGCAUUAGCCCAGCUGGUGAAGCAUUUUGGAUGGACCUGGAUUGGGACAGUUAAGAGCGAAAAUGACUAUGGAAACUUUGGAAUGCAUGCAUUUGAAGAGGCAGUUCAACAGUUAGGCAUUUGCAUAGCCUUUUCUGAGUCAUUUCACAUAACAUAUGCUCGAGAGAAAUUACUGAAAACAAUUGACACCAUUAAAACCUCUUCUGCAAAAGUUGUCGUUGCCUUUGUGGGAGAAUCAAACAUGCGGACUUUACUAAAAGAAAUGAUUAGACAAAAUGUCAGUGGCAUACAAUGGAUUGGAACUGAAUCAUGGGUUUCUGCAUUGCUUCUUUCUCCGGAGGAAACCAAAAAGAUUGCUUCUGGUACAAUUGGAGUUGCAAUUCGCAAAGUCCAUAUACCAGGGUUGAGAGAGUUCCUAAUGAAUGUUCAUCCAUCCUUGUAUCCAGAGAACCUUUUGAUCAAAAUGUUUUGGGAAAGUUGUUUUGGCUGUACUCUAACUGAUGGAAACAAAACAGAUUCACGAAAAACUGAAUCGGAGCUGAAGAAAUGCACAGGAAGAGAAAAUUUACAAAAUGUCCAAAAUGAAUUUACUGAUGUCUUGCAAUACAGAGUCACUUACAACGUGUACAAAGCAACUUAUGCAAUAGCUCAUGCACUUCACAAUAUGGCGUCAUGUAAAACUGGGUCAGGGCCUUUCUCCAAUGGGAGUUGUGCCAAUAUUUCAAAUUUUCAACCAUGGCAGUUACUAUAUUAUAUGAGAACAGUGAAAUUCACAACCAAGAUCGGAGAAAAAGUUUAUUUUGAUGAAAAUGGAGACCCUGUCGCAACAUAUGAUAUUGUAAACUGGCAACCAAAUGCCCUCGGUAACAUCGACAUUGUAAAUGUUGGGCUCUAUGAUGGAACAGCUCGUUUCGGAGAAGAACUUUCAAUAACAGAAGGGGCGAUUGUUUGGAGUGGUGGUCAGAAGUUGGUACCUAAAGCUGUUUGUUCUGAAAGCUGCCAUCAAGGAACAAGAAAAGCAGGAAGAAAAGGACAACCCGUUUGCUGUUUUGAUUGUAUACAAUGUGCGCAGGGUGAAAUUAGUAACACAACUGAUUCCAUUCAUUGCAUAAAAUGUCCAUUGGAAUUCAAAUCUAAUGAAAGACGGGAUCAGUGCGUUCCAAAGGAAAUUGUGUUCCUUUCCUUUUUCGAGACAAUGGGAAUCAUUUUGAUGACACUGGCGCUGUUUGGAGCCUGCACCACUAUUGCUGUAUUUGCAAUAUUCUACAUCUACAGACACACACCAAUUGUGAAAGCUAAUAACUCAGAGUUAAGCUUCCUUCUACUUUUUGCCCUGACACUUUGUUUUCUGUGUUCAAUUACAUUCAUUGGGGAACCUUCAGUUUGGUCUUGUAUGCUCUGCCACGUAGCAUUUGGUAUUAGUUUUGUUCUUUGCAUUUCUUGUGUAUUGAGUAAAACAAUUGUUGUGGUGAUGGCGUUCAAAGCAACAUUUCCCAGCAAUAAUAUGAUGCAGUGGUUUGGACCAAGACAACAACGGCUGAUGGUUUACAUCCUCACACUGGUACAAUGUGUAAUAUGUACUGCCUGGUUAAUUGUAUUUCCACCUUAUCCAUUGAAAAAUACUAGUCACUCUAAUGAGAUAAUCGUGUUUGAAUGCAAUGUAGGAUCUUUGUUAGCCUUCUACAGUGUACUUGGUUAUAUUGGAUUUCUGUCCUGUGCAUGUUUUGUCAUGGCUUUUCUGGCUCGACAACUUCCAAAUAACUUCAAUGAAGCGAAACACAUAACGUUUAGCAUGCUUAUCUUUUGCGCAGUUUGGAUAACUUUCAUUCCAGCUUACAUAAGUUCGCCAGGGAAAUAUGCUGUGGCAGUUGAAGUAUUUGCUAUUUUGGCUUCUAGCUUUGGUCUUCUUAUUUGCAUUUUUUCUCCAAAAUGUUACAUUAUUCUGUUGAAGAAAGAAAACAAUACAAAGAGGAACAUGAUGGGCUCAGUGGAUUCAAAAAAAUUCUUUAAGCGUGUUGAUAAAUGA